This is a messenger RNA of Capsicum annuum, 1723 nucleotides long. RefSeq names its product 3-hydroxyisobutyryl-CoA hydrolase-like protein 3, mitochondrial. Gene Ontology annotation, molecular function: 3-hydroxyisobutyryl-CoA hydrolase activity. The record is from RefSeq and is a predicted model, not a curated record. Gene Ontology annotation, biological process: L-valine catabolic process. Gene Ontology annotation, cellular component: cytosol. NCBI's taxonomy places the organism in Eukaryota, Viridiplantae, Streptophyta, Magnoliopsida, Solanales, Solanaceae. Bases 93 to 1214 code for a protein of 373 amino acids. The transcript has 10 exons.
AAAAUCUAAUUUUCCAAAAAUAUCUGAGAAUCUACUAUUGCAGACUUUCUGUUUUCUUUCUUUCUUCGAACAACGCUGCAACUAUCGAGAUCAUGGCCUCCGGUUCCGGCGAAUUCGUUAAAGGACAUGUCCACCCUAAUGGCGUUGCCGUUCUCACUCUUGAUCGUCCUAAAGCUCUCAAUGCCAUGAACCUUGAUAUGGACAUCAAGUACAAGAGUUUCCUGGAUGAGUGGGAAACAGACCCAAAGGUCAAGUGUGUUUUGGUUGAGAGCAGCUCUCCUCGUGCCUUUUCAGCAGGGAUGGAUAUUAAGGGGGUUGUUGCUGAAAUUCAAACGGACAAAAGUACACCUCUUGUGCAAAAGGUAUUCACAGCAGAGUAUUCUCUGAUUUGCAAAAUAUUUGAGUACAGAAAGCCUUACAUCAGCUUCAUGGAUGGCAUAACAAUGGGUUUUGGCAUUGGAUUAUCAGGUCAUGGCAUCUAUAGGCUUAUCACAGAGAGGACUGUUCUAGCUAUGCCAGAAAAUGGAAUCGGGCUGUUUCCAGAUGUUGGUUUUUCUUAUAUAGCUGCACAUAGUCCUGGCGAAGGGGCAGUUGGUUCCUAUCUUGGACUGACUGGACGUAGGAUAUCAACACCUGCUGAUGCACUAUAUGUUGGUUUGGGAAGUCACUAUGUCCCUUCUGCAAAUUUGGGUGCACUGAGAGAGGCUUUCCUGGCAGCUACCUUCUCCCAGGAUCCAGAUGAAGAGAUCAAAGCACUUCUGGCAAAAUACACUACUAACCCUGAUUCAGAAUCUCGUUUGAAAUCUCUUUUACCCAGAAUCAUUUCCACAUUUGGUGGUAACAAGCCAGUUAAAAAUAUAAUAGAGGAGCUCGAAAAGCAUCAGCAAAGUGCUGAUACUUUGGUGGCUGAAUGGGCCCAGGAUGCUCUGCAAGGGCUAAGCAAGGGGGCUCCCUUUUCUCUCUGCCUCACCCAGAGGUACUUUUCUAGGGUUGCAUUUGUAUGUGGUAAAAAUGAAAAUUUGACGAAGCUCCCUGGUGUUAUGAGAACUGAAUAUCGCAUUGCUAUAAGGUCUGCUCUACGUAAUGAUUUUACAGAAGGUGUUCGUGCUGUUUUAGUGGAUAAGGAUCAGGGUUACAGUCAAGAGGUGACUCAAAUAAUUAAUAAAAAGCAAAAAGACGAAAGAUCAGGGCCAAAAGUGCAAAACAUCACUUGAGAAAAUUGGUGCAUCGCCAAAGUGGCGUGCACAUCGUUAAAAAGGAAAGUUAUCGCUGAUUGGAACAUUCUAGACUAGGUCAAAAAGUGGACAAAACGACGAUGAGAAGAGCAAAUCAACGACGCGUCUAAUGGAUCAGCAUAGCCUAAGACCCAUCGUCGAAAGUAAUAGUAUGUCAAUCCACAGAGCUUAUUAGAAGGUCAAAUUGGCGAGCUACAUAUGAGUCGGCGCAUCGCUGAGCUGUUCAACGAUAGACAACCCCUCAGCCGAAUUAAACGUGAUGGCAUUUACGGUGUUUUGAGGCACAUUUUUGUCGGAGCUAUUUAAGCCGUUUUGGCUAAUGGAGACCUAUCUUUUGUCAUAUUCUUGAAGCUUAAGUUAGUAAUUGAUACUUUAGUGGGAAUUUUAGUUGUUUAUUGCUAAUUUCUUGAUUUUGAAUUUUGAAAAUUUUCUAGAGAAUUUUUGAAUUCUAUGGCUAAAUUUAAUGACAACAUAGGUAUAUUUUUUUC